This is a messenger RNA of Leucoraja erinaceus (little skate), 4716 nucleotides long. It is a transcript of the gene pcsk9, whose product is annotated as proprotein convertase subtilisin/kexin type 9. NCBI's taxonomy places the organism in Eukaryota, Metazoa, Chordata, Chondrichthyes, Rajiformes, Rajidae. Gene Ontology annotation, biological process: proteolysis. Gene Ontology annotation, molecular function: serine-type endopeptidase activity. The record is from RefSeq and is a predicted model, not a curated record. The transcript has 12 exons. The coding region runs from base 119 to 2224 and encodes 701 amino acids.
UUGAUGUGAAUGGAUGGUCCGAUGUGUAAGCGGUGGCGUGAUCCUCAGCCCAGGGACCCUGGUGACGCGGGGGUGGCGAGCUCACACACCUGUCCCAACAGGUAUAUAAAGCGGCUACAUGUGCCAGAAGCCACCGAGAGAGCUCAACGCCAGCGAGAACAGGACUCCUGAACCACAAUCUGACCAGCCACUCUCCGACAACAUGGGCAGUUUCUGGCCACGGUUACUGAUCCUCUUCUGCUCUGCAUCUUUCCUGGCCGGCUCGCACUUUGCAGGUGAACAACUGACCGACCUGCCCUUCGCCUUCGAGGAGGGAGAAUCUCUCCAGGACCCUGAGGUUGAGCCUACGGGAAGGAACCAAAACAAACCUGCACCUUUCCGCCGCUCCAACGCAGAUGCUUGGAGGUUGCCUGGCCAAUACAUAGUGGUGCUAAAAGAAAGCACUCACAAAUCCCAGAUAGAACGCACAAUACACAGGCUCUCUACCAAGGCAGCCAGGCAUGGCUACAUGUCUGAACUUGUUAUGGUCUUCCAUGAGGUCUUCAAGGGCUUUGUCAUCAAAAUGAGCAGCGACGUGCUGGACAUGGCCCUGAGGUUACCUCACCUUGAGUACAUUGAAGAAGACUCGUCCUUGUUUGCUCAGACCAUCCCAUGGAAUCUAAAUCGAAUUGUUCAUUCAGAGAACACAGCCGAACAGUAUUCCCCACCAAAUAACGGCGAACUGGCAGAAGUUUACUUGCUUGACACAAGUGUGCAGACCAACCACCGUGAGAUUGAAGGGAAAGUUUAUGUCACAGAAUUUGAAAGAGUCCCAGAAGAAGAUGGCGCUCGAUUCUACCGCCAGGCUAAUAAAUGCGACAGCCAUGGGACGCACACUGCGGGAGUGGUGAGCGGGCGCGACUCUGGCGUUGCCAAAGGAGCAAACAUGCGCACUGUGAGGAUUCUCAACUGUCAGGGCAGGGGGACAGUAAGCGGAGCACUGGCCGGUUUGGAGUUCAUCAGGAAAACUCUGAUUGUUCAGCCCUACAAACCUUUGAUCGUGCUGUUGCCUUUUGUUGGGGGGUUUAGCCAGACUCUGAACUCAGCCUGCAGACAGUUGGCAUGGACUGGCGUGGCGUUGAUUGCAGCUGCCGGGAACCAGAAGGACGAUGCCUGCUUGUACUCGCCCGCCUCGGAACCAGAGGUUAUCACUGUUGGUUCCACCAAUUAUAACAAUCAGCCAAGCACCACCGGAACUGUGGGAACUAAUUCUGGUCGUUGUGUCGACAUCUUUGCUCCUGGCGACGACAUUGUCAGCGCUUCCAGUGACUGCGUCACAUGCUUCACCUCGAAGAGCGGAACAUCGCAGUCAGCAGCUCAUGUGGCAGGCAUUGCAGCGAUGAUAAUGAAUGCUGAUCCCAACAUCACUGUAACUGAACUACGCCAGAGACUAAUUCAUGACUCCACAAAGAAAGCAAUCAAUGAUGUCUGGUUUCCAGAGGAACAGCGACUGGUAACUCCCAACAGGAUUGCAAGAUUGACUUUGCCUGUGCUAAUGGAUAACCAGCUGUUAUGCCGGACUGUGUGGUCAAAGAGGUCAGGGCUUGCACGCUCAGCCAAGGCUACAGCGCACUGUAACAAGGAUGAGGAAAUGUUCAGUUGUUCAAGUUUCUCGAAGAACGGAAAGAGAAGAGGUGAACAUAUAGAGGAAGAGCAAGCUGCAAAGAAAUGUAUAGCUCACAAUGCCUUCGGCAGUGAUGGGGUUUACGCCAUUGCCAGGUGCUGUUCUUGGCCCAGAGCUGAAUGUCUCAUCAAUGCAAGUUCAGUAGCUGAUGAUGGCACCACACAAGUGGCAGGCUGUCCACACAAGGAUUACGUCCUCACUGGCUGCAGCUCGCAUUCCUUUACAAAGUUUGGUGAUACCACCAAGCCCCAAGCAAACAAAUGUCUUGGACAAAAGGAGACAACCUCACAUGCCACCUGUUGUCAAGCUGCAAGUCUCGAGUGCAAGGUGAAGGAACAACGUCGCACUGGGCAAAUGGAAAAGGUGUUGGCGUCGUGUGAUGAAGGCUGGACCUUGACUGGGUGCAGUGCCUAUUCCCAUGGGUCCCACACUCACGGGGCAUAUCCCGUGGACAACACAUGCGUGGUAAUGUCCUCUGGAAAGGGGAAAGGUGCUGCAGCCAUUGCCAUUUGCUGCCGGAGAAGAGAACUGAAGUCUGACCCAAACCUUGGCCCGGAGUAAAAUAUGCCCAUUGGUUUUAUCCCCCACCCCCUCACCAACUUUGUAUACUUGAACAAAACACGAUGGGCUGGAAGAACACGGGAAGGGGUCAAGUAAUAUCUGUGGAGGGAAUGGAAAGUUGAUGUAUCGGGUCAAGAAUUAUCAGAAUUAUCUGCUCAUUCCCUCCACAGAUCAUACUUAAGUUGAGUUUCUCCACAACUAUAUUUUGUUAAAAUGACCAGCAUCUGCAGUUCAUGUCUCAACUUUAUAUAUUCCCUUCUUUUCUGCAGGUAGGCAAUGUUGCUGUGGUAUUUUCUAGGGGAAAGGAUAGGUCGCAUUUAACCAGCUCAAAGCCACGAUUGAUAGUAACAGGGCAACUAUUGGUGAACUGCAUUCUCUGACAGCUGAGCUCAAUCACAUCCUCCUGAAAUCAAUCUUUGGUUAACAGCAAAUAGAAAGAAAUGGGCCAAAUUCCCCAGCCCUUCUGAACCCAAAGCUCAGGUAUUGUCAAAUGUCUGGAGCUAAUUUGAUUUACUUUUUCUUUUCCUGGGUGGUUGCUUUUUCGUUUAUAGCUUUACAUAGGUAACGUCAAGCUUAGUUUAGUUUAGAGAUACAGUGUAGAAACAGGCCAUUUGGCUCACUCCGAGUCCGCACCAACCAAUGAUCACCCGUACAUUAGUUCUAUCCUACACUCACUUGUAAAUAGUUAUACAAGAGCACGUCAGUAAUAACACAACCAUUGGUAGCGGCUGAGCACAGUAAUGAAUAGGUUUGUUCAUUCUUCAGCACAAGUAAAAUAAUACCCAGUUACUCACUGAAUAAAUACAGAUGGGAUGACAGAAAUUCACUGUGGUGCCUGAUCUCUCUCGAACAAACAUGUUGAACAUGGCUACACAUACAAUAUUUUGAUUUGCCAUUUUCCCAUUUUCCCAAUUCGCAGCCAAGUUUACUUAACAUAAUUGGUUUGCAGCCAGGAGUACAAAAAAACCCAGCACAUAAUGUCGGACCAUAGUUUUUCCAAUACUGGACAAUUCUUAUAUUGGAUGAUUCCGGGAGAGACAGUUAAAAUAAGGAAACUAUUCCUUCAAUAUAUUGUGCCUGCUUUGUUGAAAAUUAUUCCAGUAAAAUAACAAACCCUAAACAUUUUAUAUUGAACCAAAAUGAAAUAUUUAGUUUAAAUUAAAACUUAAUCAUAGCUUGAACUUGUUAGUAGUUUGAAUUAAUUUUUUGUUCUUAAUCGGAACAUGAGAGGAAUAUAUGGGGUAGAUGCACAGAAUCUCUUGUCCAGAGUAGGGGAAUCGAGGACCAGAGGACAGCGAUUCAAGGCAAAAAGAUUUAAUAGGAAUCUGAGGGGGUCAUCUUUUCACUCAAAGGAUGAUGGGUGUAUGGAACAAGCUGCCAGAGGAGGUAGUUGAGGCUGCGACUAUCCCAAUGUUUACGAAACAGUUAGAAGUUCUGCUGUAACUCAGCGGGUGAGGCAGCAUCUCUGGAGAAAAAGGAGACACUCCUUCAGAAACACCUGACAAGACAAGUCCAGUCUAGACCCAAAACGUCACCUAUCCCUUUUUUCCAGAGAUGCUGCCUGAUCUGCUGAGUUACUCCAGCACUUUGUAUCUAUCUUAGGUAUAAACCAGCAUCUGCUGUUCUUUGUUUCUAUAUUCUGCCCUUUAAUACAUUAAGCUUUUGGAAUUGCUUGAGACCAAGGGAGGGAGCAGUGAACCAGAGUCAUGUGUACACAAUCACAUCUUUAAAUAUACAGGUAGUAAGAACUGGACGCUGGUGCGUAUGGAACAGGAAGGCCCAGGUUUGGAUGUGUAAUUAUUUCACAAUAUCACUAGAAAUUGAUUUAAUAGAGCGCUUUGAGCUCAACCCAAUUAGAAUCAUAUGACAUUGUUUCUCCUGUUAUAGAGUGAUACAAGAUGGAGAGAUAGUUCCUACAUCCCAACUCAUACAUCUGUUGUCUGGUUCUUAAUUUCCCCCAAAUCAGGAAAAUGAUUGUGUGCAUUAAUCCUACAUAUGCCUCAUCUCAUUUUACCAUGCCUAUAAGAUCAUAUACUAAUCAAGACUCUUAAUUAGUACAGGUGUCAGAGGUUAUGGCAGGAGAAUGGGGUUCGGAGGGAGAUCAGCCAUGACUGAAUGGCGGAGUAGGCUUGAUGGGCCGAAUGGCCUAAUUUUACUCCUAUUCCUUAUGAACUUAUACCCAGUCUUCUAUCCUAGCCAGCCCAACCUUUCUCUGUAACUCAGUCCCUCAAAUUCUACCAACAUCUUUUCUGUAAUAUUUCCAGCUGAAGGGCAUAUUUUCUAUAGCAGAGUGACCAAAACUAAACCCAAUAGUCCCUAAUGCAGCCUCACCAUCAUCUUAUACAACUGCAACAUAACAUCCCAAAUUCUAUACUCAAGUGUCCUGAAUGAUGAAAACCAGUAUGCCAAAAGCCUCCUUCACCAUCUAUGCUAAAAAAAAAAAAAAGUUACAUUGAGGAGACACAAGUUUACCAUAUCUUAGGUAACUUGUC